Pungitius pungitius (ninespine stickleback) is the source of this 3130-nucleotide messenger RNA. It is a transcript of the gene gtpbp1, whose product is annotated as GTP binding protein 1. Gene Ontology annotation, biological process: translational elongation. The transcript is spliced from 14 exons. Gene Ontology annotation, molecular function: GTPase activity; GTP binding; translation elongation factor activity. Lineage: Eukaryota; Metazoa; Chordata; Actinopteri; Perciformes; Gasterosteidae. Bases 261 to 2300 code for a protein of 679 amino acids. The record is from RefSeq and is a predicted model, not a curated record.
UGGUGAAAAGGACGCACAAGGAGGCACGUGCACUCGCUAGGCAGCACCUUCUUUUUUAUUAUUAUUAUAAUAAACAAGGUUUUUUCACUGAAGUCAUGGCGUCGCUGUAACCUGAGCAGAAGCGAGGUGUAACGGCGGUGACGUGUAGUAGCGGUGUCGUAACGACAUCUACCUCACCUAUCUGCGGCGCAGCUGACGGACCCGCCUUCCCCCUCCCCCUCCUCCCCCUCCUCCAUCCCCCCCGUAGGGCUGGCACAGAGAUGGCAUCGAUUGCAGCGGCGCCCGAGCCGGGGUUAAGCCCGGGCUCCAUGGCGCUGGCCGAUGCGUUAGUCCCCGCCAGUAUAUUCGCUCCGGACCGGGGAGGAUGCGGGGACGACACCGGCGACGAGUGCUACGAUGACGGCGACAUGAUCAACGGCGAGCUGGAGCACCGCGGGGUGGACUUCACCAACAAGCUGGCGCUUGUGAGCCCCAACGGAGAGCAGUACGACUCGUUACUUCGCCAGCUGCGAGACAGAAUGGAGGAGGGCUGUGGGGAGACCAUCUACAUGGUGGGCAUGGGCUCAGAUGGCGGCGACUGGGGUCUGAAUGACACGGACAUGGAGGCCUCGGCGGCCACCGUGCGCUCCAUGUGCGAGCAAGUGGAUGCGGACCUCAUCACCCUGCGGGAGCGCACCGAGGCGGCCGGUUUGGUGCGCGACUAUCUGAUCCGCCGGCGUGUGGGUGAGCUGGACUUCCUGGAGGUCAGGGUUGCGGUCGUGGGUAACGUGGAUGCUGGUAAGAGUACUCUGCUGGGAGUGUUAACGCACGGAGAGCUGGACAAUGGCAGGGGCUUUGCUCGCCAAAAGCUCUUCAGACACAAACACGAGAUGGAGAGUGGCAGGACCAGCAGUGUGGGCAACGAUAUCCUGGGGUUUGACCAGGAGGGACAGGUGGUCAACAAACCCGACAGUCACGGAGGAAGCCUGGACUGGACCAAAAUCUGUGAGAAGUCCUCCAAGGUCAUAACCUUCAUAGACCUGGCUGGCCAUGAGAAAUACCUCAAGACCACGGUGUUCGGGAUGACCGGACACCUGCCCGACUUCUGCAUGCUCAUGGUGGGCAGCAAUGCGGGUAUCGUGGGGAUGACCAAAGAGCACCUGGGCCUGGCCUUGGCUCUGAAUGUGCCCGUGUUCGUAGUGGUGACCAAGAUAGACAUGUGUCCAGCCAACAUCCUGCAAGAGACGUUGAAGCUGCUCCAGAGGUUGCUGAAGUCCCCCGGCUGCAGGAAGAUUCCCGUCCUGGUGCAGAACAAGGACGACGUCAUCGUCACCGCGUCGAACUUCAGUUCCGAGAGAAUGUGUCCCAUCUUCCAGAUCUCCAAUGUGUCCGGAGAGAACAUGGACAUGCUCAAGAUGUUUCUCAACCUGCUCUCCUCAAGGACGUCGUACCGCGACGACCAGCCCGCUGAGUUCCAGAUCGACGACACGUACUCCGUCCCGGGAGUGGGGACCGUGGUGUCAGGGACCACUCUGCGCGGACUUAUACGCCUGAACGACACAAUGCUGCUGGGGCCGGACCCCUUGGGCAGCUUCAUCGCCAUCGCCGUCAAAUCCAUCCACCGCAAGAGAAUGCCCGUGAAGGAGGUCAGAGGGGGGCAGACGGCCUCGUUCGCCCUCAAAAAGAUCAAGCGUUCGUCCAUUAGAAAAGGCAUGGUGAUGGUCUCCCCAAGGCUGUGCCCGCAGGCCACCUGGGAGUUUGAGGCGGAGAUCCUGGUGCUGCAUCACCCGACCACCAUAUCCCCCAGAUACCAGGCCAUGGUGCACUGCGGCAGCAUCAGGCAGACCGCCACCAUCUUGUCCAUGAACAGGGACUGCUUACGGACCGGCGACAAGGCCUCCGUCCACUUCCGCUUCAUCAAAACCCCCGAGUACCUGCACUGCGACCAGAGGCUGGUGUUCAGGGAGGGACGCACCAAGGCCGUGGGCACCAUCACCAAGCUGUUGCAAUCCACCAACAAUCUACCAUCCAAUUCCAAACCGCCACAAAUCAAAAUGCAGCCUACGAAGAAGGCGGCGCCGCGAAGGGAGGACGGCACCGCGGCAGCCGGCGACGACGCGGCGGCGCAGUCAGCAGGCUCGAACGCCGCCCAACCGGGGGAGGGAGAUGAAGAUCCUCAGAUGAAAGAGGGCAACAAAGAGAACAAGCCAAAGUCCGGAGGAGGUGGAAGGAGACGCGGGGGCCAGAGGCACAAAGGAAAAGGCCAGAACAGCAGCACCAACUCCACAGCGGCCCCCUCCUCAGGGACAGGAGAGUCCUAGACCACCUCGUCCUGCGUAAAGCCUCCUUUCUGCAGAGUCUUCAUUCCACACAGCGCCAUGGGUACAAGUGUCUCAUCACUCGCGCCCUUUCACACCUUGUUCUACAUUAUGUUUCAAUUUAUAUAUAAAAAAAAAAAAAAAGAAGUACAUCCCAAUCCAAAAUACACAUCUAAUGCAUUAUAACAUCAGCUGCCUUUUACUAUUCGUGACGGUUUGGGUGAUGGACAGCAGUGUGGUUUGAAGUUGGCCUCAGCUUUAUUUAUUACUUUGUCUCUGAAAUUCAUUCCUCUGCCUUGGUGUCAGUGAAAAGGUGGGAAGCCAAACAGAAAACAAUAAUCCAGUAUCAACAUGAGCAGCUAUACGUGAAACUUCAAUAUUCCCUGUGUAUUAGCAGUGAACAACAAUGUACUAUUUAUACUGCGUAUGUGAACUAGAUGUUAGUUGUGCUCUGAGGCUCCGUUGUACAAAGUGUAUGCAAAUAAUAAAUGAAUGUAGCCGACAGCACGGAGCGAUUCUGGAUUCUAGAUACAUGGAACAUAUGAGCGGCUGAAUUUUUUUAAUUGUCAGUUAUUUAUUUGGCAUACAUGCAGAAUGUUCUCCUCUUUCAAGAUGCGCUCACUGGAUUGAGUCGUACCCACCAUGCGUCAGCCUGCUUACAAACACACAGCACAUCGUCUCGCCGCUCAUGGUAAAGACAUGCAGUACUCGCAGUGCUACUUGUGACUCACCCCCCAUGCGUUGUGGCCCGUCACUGUUGACGUGUCGUGACAGUUUAAAAACACUUUGCCGAUAAAAGGCCGACCAUUAAUAAACAGGCCUUGCUGAACUUA